UGCUCCAGUGCCCCUGCACUAUUUCUUUCAGUUUCAGGCAGCGAACCUUCUGAGGUUUCUUUCUGCGUUUGAUCGAUUGAGUUUCUUUUGUUUCGAUUUUCGCAACCAUGGCAGAUGAAAAACAGAAAGACUUGAAGGAGGAGGUUCCCGAAAUUGCCCCAUUUGAUCCUACUAAGAAGAAGAAGAAAAAGAAAAUUACAAUCAUAGAUCCUGCUGAUGAUUCAGUGGACAGCUUGGCUGAGAAGACUGAAAACUUGUCUGUUUCGGAGGGGGUGGAGACGACAUUUUCUGGUUUAAAAAAGAAGAAGAAGAAGCCAGUUGAAACCAGUAACUUUACUGAUGAGGGAGAUGCAGCUGAAGAUUUGGAUGAUCGUGCUGGAGUGGAUGAAGGAGAAGGUGAUGCCCUGGCGCCUCGUUAUCCCUGGGAAGGUAGUGACCGUGAUUAUCAAUAUGAGGAGCUUCUUGGAAGGGUAUUUAACAUUUUACGUGAGAAUAAUCCAGAGCUGGCUGGGGAUCGUCGGAGAACAGUCAUGAGGCCUCCUCAAGUUCUUCGUGAGGGCACAAAGAAAACUGUUUUUGUGAAUUUUAUGGAUUUAUGCAAAACGAUGCAUCGACAGCCUGACCAUGUCAUGGCAUUUUUACUUGCUGAACUGGGUACAAGUGGUUCACUAGACGGACAGCAGAGAUUGGUUGUGAAGGGAAGAUUUGCGCCAAAGAACUUUGAAGGAAUUUUGCGGCGAUAUAUCAAUGAAUAUGUCAUUUGCCUUGGAUGCAAGAGCCCAGACACAAUACUUUCAAAGGAGAACCGUCUAUUCUUUCUCCGAUGUGAGAAGUGUGGAUCAGGGAGGUCAGUUGCUCCAAUUAAGGCUGGUUUUGUUGCUCGUGUUGGUCGUAGGACCGCAGGGGCAUGAUUCAGUCAUGUGUUUGCCAAGCGGGUUGAAGAAAUGAUCUUCAGUUGAAAACUUAGUUACCUCUGUAUCUCUUUUCUGAGUUUUGAGUAUUUUAAUGUAGUAACCGAAUCUUGUUUUUUCCCCCCUCUUUGGUUGAUGUGUAGGAGCCGUAUCUUUCUGCACUGUUUCCUUAAGAGUAACUGCCCCUUUUUUCAAUGAGCAUCUCAAUCUAAUUCGUAUUUUUUUAAUUCUUUUUGUUUAGAUUUUAACAAUUUUGCCUGGAGAAUGUAACCCACCAUGAAGGUGAUGAUUGAAGAUAGUGAUAAUGAAGGCCAUAAUUUAGAGACGAAUGAGAAAUACCUGUGAAAAGAAUACAUGAUCAAGUGUAAUUUGAAAA
Neltuma alba is the source of this 1287-nucleotide messenger RNA. RefSeq names its product eukaryotic translation initiation factor 2 subunit beta. Gene Ontology annotation, biological process: translational initiation; formation of translation preinitiation complex. Bases 108 to 911 code for a protein of 267 amino acids. The transcript has 10 exons. Gene Ontology annotation, cellular component: eukaryotic translation initiation factor 2 complex. Lineage: Eukaryota; Viridiplantae; Streptophyta; Magnoliopsida; Fabales; Fabaceae. Gene Ontology annotation, molecular function: translation initiation factor activity; translation initiation factor binding; mRNA binding. The record is from RefSeq and is a predicted model, not a curated record.